Molecule: messenger RNA, 1014 nt
Organism: Pseudogymnoascus destructans
Lineage: Eukaryota; Fungi; Ascomycota; Leotiomycetes; Thelebolales; Thelebolaceae
Exons: 7
Coding region: 1-1014 (337 amino acids)
Source: RefSeq, a predicted model, not a curated record
AUGGCGUGGGUCAUGGACCCGAAACGACAGCACGCCCGGCUCGACCACCUGCUCCAGACAAAAGCUUUCGAGGACGUCAACCUCCAGCCUAGCAUGACUACCCGCGAGUAUGCCCGCAAGGCCCUGAAGAGGUGGUACAAGUGGAAUGAGGGCUGCAAGGUCGUUCAACAAGCACGCAAGCCGAGUAGCUGCCGCGACGAGCCCUUGUUUGGGUUGGUGGGUGAGGUGCGGGCGCCAAGACUAGAAUGCCCUUUGUUUGUCCAGAAGGCUGAUGAAUAUGAAUUCGAGCUUCGCCCACAACUUGUUGUUUUCUUCACAACAACGACGCUGACCCCCUCCCGAGACAGAUACAAAAACACAACGAACGAUUUGAUUUCCAAUUUGAAGAUGCCGGUUCCCCCUCCUCCCGGCGCCCUCACUGUGGCUUUCCGCCAGCAGUGUAUGCGCUGCGUGCGUGCCAAAGGGCGCAAGAAGGACGGAGAUCCCGCCGUCUCGUGUGUGUGGAGCUUGGAAAGCUCCAAGUGUGAGCGCUGCGUGGCCCAACACGCAACGUGUGUUCCGAUCUCCUGGUUUGCUGGCCCGGAGUACCAGAAGCUCCUGGCUGCCGAGGCAGCAACCCCUCCCGUCCCCGCCGCCAUCAAGGCCGCUGCGGCGGAGAUUGGGCGUGUGGUCACAUUGGCCACCGCCAAUAUGCCGAAGUUCCGCUCCCCGGCCGAGCUUUCGGCCUAUAUGGAGAGUUGCGCCCUCCGCGCCGCCAUCGAGGACGGCCUGGAGCGGGUCCGCCAGGCCGUGGCCGUCGUGGGCCAGAAAUCGGCCCUGAUCCUGGUGAACCAGGAGAAGGAGAUCGCUGCCCUUGAUGGGGUGGCUUCUGCGGUGGAUGCGGUGGGGGAGUUGGUGGAGAGGAUCCCCGACGUCCUCGCCGCGGCGGCGAAGGUGGGCAGUGGUGGGGGGAAGAAGAGGAAGAGGGGGGCGGAGGAGGUGGCGGAGGAGGGGGUGACCGUCGACCUUGGGUGA